This is a messenger RNA of Pomacea canaliculata, 2522 nucleotides long. RefSeq lists its product as uncharacterized. The transcript has 3 exons. The record is from RefSeq and is a predicted model, not a curated record. Bases 233 to 1192 code for a protein of 319 amino acids. Lineage: Eukaryota; Metazoa; Mollusca; Gastropoda; Architaenioglossa; Ampullariidae.
GGUAGAAUGCCACUGUGCGAGUAUCAAAUGUUUCGGUUUAAGUUUUUUUUCGCUUCCGCGGGCAGGUGUAUCGACAGAGCAAGACAAGUGGCGAGCGGCUCUCAUUCAUGCUAUAUGCCGCUCAGACAAAAGUUUCAAUCCAUUGACAGCCAAAAUUUGUUCAAGGCACUUUGAAGAAGAGUGCAUUAAAAAAGGUCCUUCUGGAAAAGUCAUAGGACUAGUUCCUGGGAGCAUGCCAACUAGAUGGAUGCCUCUAAAAUCAUUGGAAACUCCGAAAACAACUAGACCCAAGCCUAAGGUACGGGAGCCCCCUGCCGUGCCAAUUCGUAUCGCCUACACUAGCUUCAUGGACAUGAAGAAGGAUUUGACUCAUCUGCCUCCUGAGUGGAUCAUCAUGAAAAAUUCUGAAGAUGCUGUAGUGCUUGGCUUGUUGUCAAGUAAAUCUGAAGAAGUAUAUGUGAAGGUGAGCUUUUCUGCAAAAACCGGGUUGCAGGCAAAUGUGAGUGUGUUUCAAAUACCUGCACCAUGGUUUGCAAGAGACAUUGAAAUGGUUAGGCUUAAAAUAUUUUUGAAAGAAUUGGGUGAAAAGACACUCUGCACUGCUGUCACUGAAACUGAUCUGCAACCAUUAGCUGAAAUUGAAAUCACUGAUAAGAAGUAUUUCCGACACAUUACCAAUAUCUAUGAGAAUGGUAAGCUCUGUUCUCAUUCAUGUGUAAGGGCAACUACCUGUUCACUGUUGGUGAGUGGUGCAGAAGCAACAUGCAAAGACUGUUUAUUGGUCAAGAAGACACUCUAUGAAAAAAAAAGCAGACAAGAAGCACGUUGCCAAGAAGCAAUAAGACCAAAUGACUCUCUCCAAGGUAUCCCUUAUGACAAACUGAAGGAAGCGUUUAAACAAGUCCGCAAAGAUAAGAGUAGGCUGGAGAAGGAUGUUGCUCAAUUUCUAGAACAUUUAAAACAGGAAUACAUGGACAUAGACCCUGAAUCUUCUGAUAGUCUGAAAACAUUUAAUUGCUUUGACAUGGGAGAACCUCUGCAGCAACUGUUCCGGGAAGAACAGAAGAAAGCAUUUGCUGCAGAGCAUCAUGGCCACAGUUGUAAUGAAUCAUUCAAUGCUAUGAUAACCUGUAACAGUCUUUGUGCUAGUGUAGUGAAUCCUAUAACAUACUCAGACCCUACAGAAGUAUGACUAAUUGUGUGUUAGCACUAUUUCAUAUUCUUGCCAAGCCCUCUGAACACAUGGACCUUAGAUUCUGUCAUUGAGUUUAAUAAUUUACCUUACCCUUCAAGGUAGUGAUUGAGUAUCUACAUUCAUAUUUCUAGCAUUUCUGUAACACCAAUGUGUUAUAUUUGCUGUAUCUUAUGUGACUUUUCCACGUUGUGAGAACAUCACUUACAUUUGUUACCAGUCUGUAUAAUUUGUUUUGCUCUUGUAUAUUGCAUAGUAGUACAUCCUCCAUUUGUGUGUCACCAUAAUUUACUGAUCAUCAUGUGAAUAGACUGAUACUCCUUUUUCAACAUCCGUAAGUAGUGUGUACAUGUAAAUGCUAUCACUCUAUAUAGAGUGAAGUGACUUGUGAUGUUAUGAAUGUGUGUAUGAUUAUAUAUAUGUCAGAGUCCAUGUUUGCUACUCACUGUAAACUUUAUUAAAGAAAGCUUUGUCCUCUGGUGUCAAGCACUUUUCAGUUUGCCAAGGACUGGUAAACAUCACUGAUGAUUUGUAAAUUUGUGUGGAAUGAGAUAAACAGGUUGAAUAUAUUAGUGAUUUGUUCAAUAAUUACUAUCUAAUCAGACCUAACAGUCAAAUGAAUACCUUUAUUCAAUGGAGAGCACUUUACAUCUAAAGAAGUCAACUGAAAUAUUAUCUUUUAUUCAUUUAUGCUUUAUGUUGAAGAUUUAUAUAUAAUUUUACCAUUUAAUAAUUAUAUUUCAACAUGCUUAAACUCAUAAACUAACAUUUGUGAUCAUUGAUGCUAAAAUACACUUUCAUAAAUUUGUCAACUAAAAUUAUUUGUUAAACAUGACUGACUGGAGGACUGGAGUACAAUGUCUAUGCUUAAUAUGUGCUUAAUAGUUAAACCUUGGCUGUGUCCAAUAAUAAAAUAUUGCACACAUUAUUGCAAGUUGUUUCAAGCGGCAACGCAAUGUUCGAAUCCCAGGACGUUCGCUCAAUCGCGCAGAGUGUAUCUGCACAUGCGUCGUCUCCCGAUAAAAAAAAAUAUUAGUCAGAAGAGCCGACGACAAUGAAGAUCAAUCAUCGAACGAUCAUCUAGAACUAGCAAACCGUACCGUGCGCGAGUCCACGCAUGAGAGAGAUGUGUAUUUGUAUAUGGUGGGUGUGUGCACCCGUUCUCUCAUCUUUUAUUUAAUCUGUAUUUUUUUCUCGUAAUUAUUUUUCUUUGCGUCUCAUGCGCGUGCGUUUCUGCGGGACGUUGGAGUCUGCAUGGCGAGGAUUUUUCCACAGUGGCAAUAAAACUGCUUCGAGCCUGCGUUUGCGCGCUUGAGCAAAGGUUUGAGUA